AUGCAGUCUUUCACCAUCCUAAACAGCUUUGGGAAGCUGUGUGGAUCAAGUAAAACUGAAGAAUUGGUGCUGGAAAAGGUGAAAUUCCGAAAUUCAGUCAAAAGGGUGUCAAUUAUUGAGGAUGGGGAUAUUGCAGAGGUCUUGUAUCUCAUUCCUAAGCAGAGCUUGCUGAAGCACCUGCCCUACUUGAAUUCGGAUGACUACUACUUAUGCGAGCGGUUAUUUGACAUUCCUAAGGAUCUGGUGGCCCAUCCUCAGGAGCCUCACCACCCCUCUGAAAAGCCGGUCAUCCACUGCCAUAAAUGUGGGGAGCCAUGUAAAGGUGAAGUACUCCGUGUUCAGGCCAGACACUUUCACAUCAAGUGCUUCACCUGCAAAGUGUGUGGCUGUGACUUGGCACAAGGAGGCUUUUUCAUUAAGAAUGGGGAGUAUCUUUGCACCUUGGAUUACCAGCGCAUGUAUGGUACCCGCUGCAACGGUUGUGGAGAAUUCGUGGAAGGAGAAGUUGUGACAGCUCUGGGAAAAACUUACCAUCCAAGCUGCUUUGCCUGUACCGUUUGCAAGCGUCCAUUUCCACCAGGCGAUCGAGUUACCUUUAAUGGAAGGGACUGUCUCUGUCAGAUGUGUGCUCAGCCAAUGUCCUCCAGUCCUAAAGAAUUGUCUGCCUCAAGCAAUUGUGCUGGCUGUGGAAGAGACAUAAAAAAUGGACAAGCAUUGCUAGCUCUGGAUAAGCAGUGGCACCUGGGGUGCUUUAAGUGCAAGGCCUGCGGGAAGGUCCUAACCGGGGAAUAUAUCAGCAAAGAUGGUGCUCCUUACUGUGAAAAGGACUAUCAAGUUCUUUUUGGAGUCAAAUGUGAAGCAUGUCACCAGUUCAUUACUGGGAAAGUCCUAGAGGCAGGUGACAAGCAUUAUCAUCCAAGCUGUGCACGAUGCAGCAGGUGCAACCAAAUGUUCACGGAAGGAGAAGAAAUGUAUCUGCAAGGUUCCACUGUCUGGCAUCCCGACUGUAAGCAAUCCACUAAGACUGAAGAUAAGCUACGGCCUACAAGAACAUCAUCAGAAAGUAUUUAUUCCAGACCAGGUUCCAGUAUACCUGGCUCUCCAGGCCACACUAUCUAUGCAAAAGUAGACAAUGAGAUCCUUGAUUACAAGGAUUUAGCAGCCAUUCCCAAAGUCAAGGCCAUUUAUGACAUUGAACGUCCAGACCUAAUUACUUAUGAGCCAUUCUACACUUCCGCCUACGAGGACAGACAGGAGAGACAGAGUCUUGGAGAGUCUCCAAGGACAUUAUCACCUACCCCUUCUGCAGAAGGUUAUCAAGAUGUUCGGGAUCGCAUGAUUCACAGGUCUACUAGUCAGGGCUCCAUUAAUUCUCCAGUGUACAGUCGUCAUAGCUACACACCCACCAUGUCACGUUCCCCUCAGCAUUUCCACAGACCUGGCAAUGAGCCGUCCAGCGGUCGGAACUCCCCUGUCCCCUAUCGUCCCGACAGCCGCCCUCUCACUCCAACUUACGCUCAGGCCCCUAAACAUUUCCAUGUUCCAGAUCAAGGUGUCAACAUUUACAGAAAACCACCAAUCUACAAACAACAUGCUGCUUUGGCAGCACAGAGCAAGUCCUCCGAGGAUAUCAUCAAGUCCUCCAAGUUCCCAGCAGCUCAUGCACCAGCACCCAACGAGAUACCAAAGAUUGAGACGGACCACUGGCCAGGUCCUCCCUCCCUUGCGGCCAUAGGAGCUGACAUGAGGCGCAGAUCAAGUGGAAGAGAGGAAGAUGAUGAGGAGCUACAGAGACGCCGGCAACUGCAGGAGGAGCAGCUCAUGAAGCUCAACUCUGGUCUGGGACAACUGAUAUUGAAAGAGGAGAUGGAAAAGGAGAGUCGCGAUAGGUCAGCCCUUUCUGCCAGUCGUUACGAUUCUCCAGCACAUGCUUCAGCCUCCAAAACCUCUUCUCUCCCUGGCUAUGGAAAAAAUGGACUUCACAGGCCGGUGUCUACAGAUUUUGGUCAGUACAACAGUUAUGGGGAUGUGAGUGGUGGUGUUAGAGAUUUCCAGUCCCUUCCGGAUGGUCAUGUCCCUGGAAUGAGAAUGGACAGAGGAGUAUCUAUGCCUAACAUGUUGGAGCCAAAGAUUUUUCCAUAUGAAAUGCUCAUGGUGACCAACAGAGGGCGAAAUAAAAUACUAAAAGAUGUAGACAGAACCAGGCUUGAGCGCCACUUAGCACCUGAAGUUUUUCAAGAAAUAUUUGGCAUGACGAUACAGGAGUUUGACAAGUUACCUCUCUGGAGACGCAACGACAUGAAGAAAAAAGCAAAACUCUUUUAAUCUCCCCCUAAACAAACCAACAAAAAAUGAUGCAUAGGAUAUUGUAUCAUACAGUCCUAACUAUUGGGAAGCAACUACUAAUCCACCAAAAAGGGAAAAUCGCAUAGUGGCACCUCUGUAUACAGCAAUUGAACAAGAUGAACAUUUGCCCUCCUGGAACAUAGGGAGAAAAUAUCUGGGCUCAGAAACAAGAAUGCUAGUUUUCAGAGGUGUCGACCUGUUACAUGAUAUACAAGAUAGGAAACUGUUCUGUUCUUCUCCCUCAAUGAUAUUCCCUUUACUUCUCUCCACAAUAUGAUGGACUUUAUUGCUAGAGCCAGGAAGUGCCCUUAGGAUGCCUUGUAGACUAAAGUAGUUGUAACCACUCCAAGAACUGGAAAAGAAUAUAUAUAUAUAUAUAUAUAAAAAAUAUAUAUAUAUGUAUGUGUGUUUGCGUGUGUGCGCACAUGUAUUUAUAUCUAUCCAUCUAUCUAUGUGUGUGCGUGUAUGUAUGUGUAUAUAUAUGUGUAUGUAUAUGGAGAGGAAGAU
This is a messenger RNA of Nipponia nippon (crested ibis), 2853 nucleotides long. The record is from RefSeq and is a predicted model, not a curated record. NCBI's taxonomy places the organism in Eukaryota, Metazoa, Chordata, Aves, Pelecaniformes, Threskiornithidae.